Messenger RNA from Lytechinus variegatus (green sea urchin), 1546 nucleotides. Its product is annotated as serum paraoxonase/arylesterase 2-like. The coding region runs from base 290 to 1366 and encodes 358 amino acids. NCBI's taxonomy places the organism in Eukaryota, Metazoa, Echinodermata, Echinoidea, Temnopleuroida, Toxopneustidae. The record is from RefSeq and is a predicted model, not a curated record. The transcript has 9 exons. Gene Ontology annotation, molecular function: arylesterase activity.
UCGCAUCAAUAUUUAGUUAUAUACUUAUUUUCUUCCAUUCUACAGGUAAAAAUGUCAAAAUUUUCAGCUUGCGCUUCGCGCUCGCAUGCUUGUCAUUGCUAACACCUUGGGCGGUGUAAUGUCCAUGGGUAUGUACCCCAGCUCCAAUUUCUGUCUGUGCGCGAAAAAGUUUUGUUUGUGCGCGAAAAAGUUUUGUGAACGGUAUACGGUACUACUACUCUGGAUCAGCUGCUGCCUGUACAAAUCGUAACUCUUUGUAUGGGACAAUCAGUUAAAGCACAUCGUAAAAAUGGGUUUGACAGCUCGUAAUAUCAUCACAUACAUCAUUCUUGCUGUAAUUAUUGACCAAAUGGCCCGAAUUAUAUAUAUGAUGGGAUUUCACAAGACUGUAUUUACACAUCACCCUGGAAAGUGUAGAGCUCUUCCAGGCAUUUUGAAUGGUUCUGAGGAUAUUGUGACUUCAUCUAAUGGACUUGCAUUUAUAUCAUCUGGUCUCCUGAUGGUAGUUGAACCAAACCAAGGAAUACUGGGUAAAAUCUUUGUCUUUGACUUCAAUUAUCCUGAUGAUGAUCCUCGAGACACUCAGAUCGUUGGUCUCGAUCCUGCAGAAUUUGUGCCUAUUGGAAUGGAUAUCUGGGAGAGCGGGCCAAAAGAUAAUCCCACACUGACCCUGUAUGUUGUCAAUCGGCAUCCCGAUAGAAUAGGGAUUGAGGUGUUUGACUUUUCAUACCAGAAUAAGGUACCCACCUUAACACAUCAGAGAAGAAUACAUCACAAGAAUAUUUGGAGUCCUAAUAAUCUUGUUCUGGUGGACCAAAAUCGCCUCUAUGCUUCAAAUGACAGAUAUCUUCCAGAACCUCUCAACAUGCUUGAGAUCUUUUUUCGACUGAGAUUAGGGACUGUGGCCUACUAUGAUGGAGAAGAUGCUAGGAUUGUUGCACAAGGAGUAAGAUUUGCAAAUGGUGUGAACAUCUCACCAGAUAAAAAGUUUUUGUAUGUAGCUGCAUGUAUGGGCGAAGAAAUUAUAAUCUACAGAGUCCAAAAUGAUGGAAGUCUGGAACAAGAAAAGACAAUUCCCCUGGGCACUGUUCCUGAUAACAUCAAUGUAGAUCCAGAUGAUGGAUCUCUUUGGAUCGGCAGCAGUUUUGUAAUGUACCACUUCUUCAACCGAAUGGGAAAACUUUAUGGGGUUGGUCAGGUUUUGAAUGUUAAGCUUGAUAAGGAGUUAAAUCCUACCAUCAGAGAGGUCUUUUCAGAUAAUACAGGACUGGUAAAGUUCAGCAGUGUUGCUAGUCGCUAUGGAAACAGCUUGCUCAUCGGGACUGUGGUCAACAAGGCUGCCUAUUGUGAAGGAAUAACAUUCUGAUCAUGUUGAGAGCAAAUUCAACAUCUUAUCCAAUUAUGAUAGUAAAAUUAUUAUUGAGCUGAAAUUGAUUAAAGGGGAAUGAGACCCUUGGAACAAGUUGGCUUGUGUGGAAAGAGAAAAAUCUAAGGAAAAGAUCAAAGAAAGUUUGAGAAAAAUCAGACAAAUAAUGCUCUUUCUAAU